UUGCGGGAAUGGCCCGGAAUCCACCUAAUGAAGCUCCUCGUUCUGGGAUAGCUUGGCCUGUCUCAGUCGUGCUCGGUAUAUCCCGCAUGUCUCUCCCUCGAUCGAUCGCGCACAUUCCACGCCCAACCAGGGAGAGAGAGGACAAUGGACGCUCCGGACCCAGAUUACGACUGCCGUGUUGUCUGUCGUCUCUUGCAUGCGUGCUUUCCCAGAUAGCUCACUCAAUAUUAACACACCCGUCGAUUCCCGUCUGAACGCUGCCCAUCACCAUGACCACCAUGGGCAAGCGUAGCUAUCUUAUGCUGUUGACGCUAUACCUCGGAGUCCUGUACUUCGUGACAAUACACGGCCGCCUCGCGCUGUUUGCGCCAUCUAGCCACCCGCGUCCUGUACAUACCUACGGCGCCGGAUCAUGGCCCAACACUCCAGCUGUCGACGUCGACGAGCAAUGGCACGUCGCCACCGCCUCCUGCAGACCACCCCUUGGUUGCAAACCCCCGCGGGAGCCAGACCGAGAGCCCUACCUACCUAGGUAGUCAGCCCUCGCCAGGCGAA
Messenger RNA from Thermothielavioides terrestris NRRL 8126, 555 nucleotides. RefSeq lists its product as uncharacterized. The transcript has 2 exons. Lineage: Eukaryota; Fungi; Ascomycota; Sordariomycetes; Sordariales; Chaetomiaceae. The record is from RefSeq and is a predicted model, not a curated record. The annotation marks the transcript as partial.